AUGGCGCGCGCCUCAAAUUGUUCUCUCUCUGGGGGUCAGUUCCCUUUGUCAUCGGAGAUCUUUCAAGGUGAGGUUGGGGAAGCUGUUGUGGGAUGGAGAAUCAUGACCAGGAUGCGGCUGUGGUUGGAAGCAAGGAGGGCUGGCCAGAGGGUACGGAAAGGCAGAGGAAAGGGCUUCAGAACUUACUCUGUUUUUGACUCAGCCAUGGGACAUGGUGCAGUAAGAACAGAGUGCCUUUGACCAUGUGCAGAGUGCCUUCUCCUCACAUACGAAAAAGCCCAGCCAGCCCUUGUAUAUAUGGGAUCAGGAAGAAAGGCUUCCGGGUCAGAUAAGGUGCUCUGUAGUAUUCCUGCGUGAGGGAUCUCUGCGCUUUUAUUCCCUGACUCGCCACUGUCCCUUUCGCACAGUCAUCAAGGCUCAGAUCUGGAUCUUCUUAGUCCCCGUUUUCCUGGGCCUUGUGCAGGUCGGCCUCUUCCUGGAGCAGAUGGGCUUCUUCCUGCGCCAUGGCAACAGCUCCCGCCGAACCAGCCUCUCGCUCUGGAUCCUGGGGGUCUAUCCGGUAAGAAUGGGCAAAGGAAGCAGGCAGCCUUCUCUUGCGUCUCAGCCUCUUAAGACUGCAACCCUGUGUUCACUUCCUAGGAAAUCCAGCUGAGAAACCACAGUGAAGCUGAUUUAGGAUCCUGGCUAACUUAGGUCCAUUCCUUUCAAGAAGUUUACCCUGAGUAAAAGUUAGUUGCCUGCAACCCAAUGUUUCCAUGCUUGCAGCUCUCCCUAGGUACUUGUCACACAUAACUGUGUCACACAAAUGUGUAAUUAGCUGGCUUCGUUUGCAGUCUCAUGUUGUGGUAGCAUCUAGUGGCUUAAAUGGAAGGCUGCAUACACACGACACUUCUGAAGCACAUUCACAGUAUCUUCUGCUCCCCCCUGCAAAUAAUUCUGAGCACAGUAGUUUGUGAAGGGCUACUGAGAACCGUAACUCAGUGAGGGGUGAACUAUAGCACCCCAAAGUCUUUGUGGGGGAAAAUGUGCGCUGAAUGUGCUUUGCAUAAAAUGGAUUGUGUAAAGGUAUGCACUGCUUAGGGACAAAUUGCAAUCCAAACCAGGUGCAAAUCUUUUAAUAUCAUAUCCCAUCUCCUUAUCCAACAGGUGUUCAGUCUCACUUCCCUCAUCGGUUUGUUCAUCCCUCGCACUUCCUUCGUCUGUAACUUUGUGGCCUCCAUGUGAGUUUCUUUUGAUGGGAGUGGGAACAGGCAGUGGAAGGAGCAGGAUUAAAUGUAAUUUAUCCUAAGGGGCGCGGGUGGGGCUGUGGGUUAAACCACAGAGUUUAGGACUUGCCGAUCAGAAGGUUGGCGGUUCGAAUCCCGGGGUGAGCUCCUGUUGCUCGGUCCCUGCUCCUGCCAACCUAGCAUUUCAAAAGCACAUCAAAGUGCAAGUAGAUAAAUAGGUACCGCUCCGGCGGGAAGGUAAACGGCGUUUCCGUGCGCUGCUCCGGUUCGCCAGAAGCGGCCUAGUCAUGCUGGCCACAUGACCCGGAAGCUGUACGUCGGCUCCCUAGGCCUAUAGAGCGAGAUGAGCGCCGCAACCCGAGAGUCGGCCACGACUGGACCUAAUGGUCAGGGGUCCUUUUACCUUUAUCCUGAGGGAAUUACUGCCAAGAAGACCUGAAGGUAUCCACUUCAGGAUUGUUUUUCCUCGAAGUUUGCCAUCACCUUAGGGAAGGAGUCUGUAAACCUUUAAUGACUGCAUGGUGGUCUCCUUCAUGAAGACGGUGGGCAAACUCAAGUUGCAACAGAUUCUCCUCCAGAAUCCCAAUGCCACAUUAUGGAACGUUUACUGCAGGUACAGUUCUAGAUUCCCUCAAGGUACUUACUCCAUUUACUGGCUGGCUGUACCGCUGGAUCAUUUCCCACCACCCAAAUGUAGCUGCAUUUGGACCCAGGUCUAUUAAACUGAUAGCUACUAGAGCACAAUGACCACUUCACUGGGACCAUAGAAUAGCGUCAUUCUGGCUGUUCAUCCCACCUUCCAUUUCCCCUUCUCCACCUUCACAACAAAUAUUAUGCAGAAACACCUUUCUUCAAAAUGGAUGUGGCCUUGUAGCCUUGUGUCCUGAACGUGUGCACCACAUUUCAGCCUGAGAACUCAAGGAAGGAUAUUGUGUAUAUCAUACAAACAAAAGGUGACUUAAGCCUAAGGUCUGAACUUGCUCCACCAACUAGACCUCUCCAGCUCCACAAAAUUGCCUGUUUGAUCCAGCAGAUGCAUAGUGUGUAACUCUCCUGUUCCUGCAGCUACCACUCCAUCACCCUCUGGAAAUUCCUUGCACUGAUCAGAGAUUUCUUUGGUGGAUCAGACCGAAUGCUCCAGCAACUGGAGAGCCAGCGUGUUUCUCCAAACCCUUUCCCCUGUUGCUGCUGUUGUUGCCUUCCUGAAAUUGCUGCCAACAGGUAAGAAGAGGCUGCCUUUGUGCCGUGUCAGAGUUGGUCCUGCACAUUAUAGCUUCCUUAUUGUACCCUAUAAUCUGCAACUGAUCCAGAACACCUCAACUAAAUGCAUCCCGCCCCUUCUUACAUCAGGCUCUGCAAAGUUUCCUCAUUCCCCACAUCUCCUUGUUCCUUUUGCCUCACAUGUUUAGAUUAUGAAAAGCGCAGGCAAGGACUUGUGGUUUUGUUUUUAUUUCUCAGUGGUGCCUAGCACCUGACAGAUGGUGAUAAGCCUUCUCCUUAAGGUCCUGCACAAACACACACAUUCAUGUUGUACAACAGCUUGAAGCUUUCAGUCCUUCACAUUAGAGCUGUCCUCCUAAUAUGCCUUUUACCGUAUUUCUUCUCCUAUCUCCAUGGCUGCGCGAACCCUGUGCUUUUAAAUACAUAUAGAAUAUUGAGCCAGGUUGAAUUAUUUGACCUCUAAAAAUUAUGCAAAUCACAUUUCCUAAUUUUGCAUAAUUCAUUCUGGUUUUCCUGUUCAGUGUCUCAUUUUCUUAGUUCUGCUGCUUAGUUAUGCUGCUUUUAGUUUUAGAUUUUUAAUGAAUCUAUUAUUAUUAUUAUUAUUAUUAUCAUUAUUAUUAUUAUUAUUUAUUAAUACCCCACCCAUCUGGCUGGGUUUCCCCAGUCACUCUAGGAAGCUUACAACAAAGUAUUAAAAUACAACAAAGUAUUAAAAUACAAUUUUAUGUAAUCUAAUUUAUGUGUAAUCUAAUUUAUAUGUAAGGGAUGCAGGUGGUGCUGUGGUCUAAACCACAGAGCCUAGGGCUUGCUGAUCAGAAGGUCGGUUGUUCAAACCCCCAUGACGGGGUGAGCUCCCAUUGCUCAGUCCCAGCUCCUGCCAACCUUGCAGUUUGAAUGCACACCAAAGUGCAAGUAGAUAAAUAGGUACCGCUCUGGCGGGAAGGUAAACAGCGUUUCCAUGUGCUGCUCUGGUUUCGCCGGAAGCGGCUUAGUCAUGCUGGCCACAUGACCCAGAAAAACUGUCUGUGGACAAACGCUGGCUCCCUCGGCCAGUAAAGCGAGAUGAGCGCCGCAACCCCAGAGUCCGUGACUGGACUUAAUGGUUGGGGGUCCCUUUACCUUUACCUUUAAUUUAUGUGUGGCCAGAACCAGAGGCACCAUUCACCUGGGGAGCUUAUAGUCAGGGCUGCUGCAACAAAUAGCUGUGCCAGCCUUUGGGAGGCAGAGACAUGAGAGGGCAUCAGAGCAGAAAGGGAAGGGAAGAGGGACAGAGGCCAGAGUUGCCCACGGCACCCCAGACCAUAAUUCAAGGCACCCCAGGGUACCAUGGCCCACUGGUUGUAUAUAGGAAGUGCAGUGUAAGCGAUGGAAAUCAGUCAAUGAAAUUUUAUUAUUGAGAUAUUUGUAGAAUACAUUUGGAAGAAAUUCUUCCAACUUUACUUCUUCUUUAUUUUUUCUUUUUCUUUCUUCUUUUCUUUCUUUUUUCUCUUUUGUUCUUUAUAUAUAUGUGUGUGCUUAUCUCAAAUAUAUAUGUAUGUAUUUGCAAUAUUUUGCUUAUAUUUUGUAAUAAUUAUGUUAAAUAAUUUUUAAAAACAUUUUAAAAAGAAAAGAAAACCACCAGCUUCUUCCCUUCUGCAGAACAAAUUUGCGAUGUAUGACGCUGGCUGUGUAUCAGCUCUCUGUCAUCAGGACCAUCCUCUUUUUCGUCACCCUUAUCCUCUGGACGGAUGAGAAAUAUGACUAUGGCGAUGUAAGUAAUUCUGGCUGUGAAAUUCAUGGCUAACAGGCAGAGAGGAAGGGAAUUAAGUCACACCUUGGGCAUGUCUAUUAAGCACAGAAUGAUUACUUGGUAUUCUCAGUGAUGCUUUUCCUGAGGAAAGCGACAGGUGCCCAUUCUUCGGUCUGUUGAUAGAUGCUUCCAUUGGACUGAGCUGACUUGAAUCUGGGCAUUGUUAAGACCAAAGCUGGUCUUAAUUAUAGCCAAACAUAUCAAAUUGAUGUGGCAAGGCAGCUCAAAUUCUGUGCGCAUGAUGAUAGGAAGGUUUGGCUGAACCUUAGCAGCAGUUUCUUUGGAUGACGACCAUAGAACAAGGUUGGUAUCGCCGCUGGAUUUUACCAUGAAAAUGCUGUUAUGUUCCUGAGCACCAGGCUGGGACCAACCUGGGCAUCCUGGCAAUUAGGGAAUGGGGCAACUGUGGAUUGGUAUCAAUUAAAAGUUGCUCAUCAGGAUUUUAAAAGCACAGUAAAAUUUCACAGCCCUGGGAAUGGAAGCUUGCAAGUAGCCCCCAGUUCAAGUAAGUGCAGGACAUAAAUUGAAAGGUGGGAAGGAAAUGAAUGUGAGAAGCAAUUUCAGAGAGUUGUGUUGUCUUGGUUAACAGGCAAAGAGGGAAGAGCAAGGGCCACUCCUGGGUGAUAUAAGGAGAACCACCACCCGUUCUGGCCCCCAGACCACCUCUGGAUUUCCAUAGAUGGAACUAUAUUAGGUUAGAGAUGUAUAUGAAGUGGUCCCCUUCAGGUCUUCCGCUGGCGCCCACAAAAUAUUUAUCUCAACACGCACACCCCUCACCCCACCAUGAAGCAUGGAGGGUGGUUAACAUUCGUUAACAUUUUCUCCCUUGAAAUAUCCAUAGACCUGAAAGGGGAAGUUAGAAAAGUGGUGUUCUUUCCCACGUCCUCUUUUAGCUCUAUGGGCUUUUCAAGGCUCAGAUUGUUUUGGAUCCAGCUUUUACCCACAUCCCUUGGAAAUGCUGUGUGAGUUCUCUCUCUCUCUCUCUCUCUCUCUCUCUCUCUCUCUCUCUGUGUGUGUGUGUGUGUGAUACCUGCUCAGAAGGUGUGGUGCCCACCACACUCAUUCAAAAAUUCACAUCUGCCCAUGUGCCUUAAAAACAUUGAUGAUCCCUGCUGUCAAAGAGCGCAACGGCAUUUUCCAUCUUCUCUGUUAAUUUAAAGGCAGAUAAAUUGAACCAGUGAUUUCAUGAUUAGGCUAUGGAUCAGAAUGGGAAUUAGCUACAGUAGAAAUUUGAGCUUUUCUAUGGUUAUUGUAUCCUGCUAUUUAUAUGCAGUUUGGCAAGCUGUUCACAUUUCUGAUUAUACCAAAGUGCUAGUGUUGAAGCUUAGCCUUUUCCAUUAUUUAUUUUAAAACAUUUCUAUACCCCCGCUUAAUAUUUCAAAAAACCCUGUGGUAUUAAUUUGUAGGAAGGAACUAAGAAAGGUGUCCUAAACAAAACAACCUAAAUAUACUCCCGAGAGCUAAUGUUUCAGGACCUUGAACUGUGUUUUUUGUUUUCUCAAAUGUGCUGAUCUUCACUGCACCAUUCAGCAGUGGAGUUAGGGAAUUUUAGAUUCUGCACUUAACAGCCUUACUGUGUCCAUGGGUAAGUGUCUGUGGCUCUUUAGGAGCUAAUGUGCAUUACUCAAAAUGGCAUGAGCCAUUUUGGGUGGGCCCAUUUUCUCCUGCUGCCGAGUGGGGCCCUGGACUCAAAAGUCUUGCUCUGAAAAUGCCAUUCAAGUGACAGAGGAUUUUGCCCAAACACAUGUUGCUGGGGAGAGUCAAAGCAUCUGACAUCUCAUUUGCCCAUCCCUCUCUCUCAGGUGAGCUACACCAACCCCAACUCUUACAUCUACGCCAUCAUUGCCAUCUCCACAUUCCUUUUUUUAAUAUACUUUUUAUUUAUUUUUAACAUACUAUUUCCAACAAUCAUUUAACCUAAUUUCAUAUCUUAUACAAUUCUUCGACUUCCAUCAAUCACAUCUGAAAAGUUUCCAAUCUUUUUCACUUAACUUACAUUUCUUAAUUUCACUAUUACUUUUAGUUUUCUUAACUAAUAACUCUCUUCAUAACCUUCCUUGCAAUAUUUCAUAUGUUCCUCCUUACAAAACUUCUUGCAAUCCUACUAGCGUAAUCUGUUGACUACAAUUGCUUUUCAAAUAGUUCACAUAUUUAUUCCAGUCCUCUGAGAAUCUCUGGUCCUGCAGGUUUCAAAUCCUACCUGUCAUCUUAUCUAAUUCUGCAGAGUCCAUUAAUUUCGUCUGCCAUUCUUCUUUCGUCGGUAAUUCUUCUCGUUUCCAUUUCUGGGCCCAAACACAUGUUGCUGGGGGGAGUCCCAGAAUCUGACAUCUCACCUUUGCCCAUCCCUCUCUCCCAGGUGGGCUACACCAACCUCAACUCUUACAUCUACGCCAUCAUUGCCAUAUCCACAUUCCUAUCCUUCUAUGGCUACUUGCUCUUCUACAAAGCCACCAAGCCAGCACUCAACGGCUACAGCUUGCGCUCCAAGUUCGUCUGCAUCAUCUUGGUUCUCGUCCUCUGCGGCCUGCAGAGUGGGAUCCUGGAGACCAUGGGGGCAGUGGGGGCCAUCCCUUGCAGCCCGCCUCUCUCCCCGGUGACACGCUCCCAAGGUAAGCUGCUUCAGGGAGGCCAGGAGCCUGCAGCAGGCGCCAUUGAGGGUGGCUGGCUGAUAGGCAAGCCAACCUCACUCUCUGACUUGCCGUCUCGGGGCAAUUGCCUUCCUUGCUGUCUCACGCCAGAGAGGUUCCCUGCCCCCUUGCGGGGUCUCUCAGGGGGCAGAGGAGGGCGCGGGGAAAAUAGUUCCUUAAAAAAGCUGGCUCUUGGGCAAGGGGCAGGGCGUCAUCUGGGCUAGCCUUCACUAACCUACUGCACCCCAAGAGUUGUAUUCACAGUAGAGCUAAGGAGAUUGUUCCAUCAGCGUAAACAUUUCUGCAUGCUUGACAGUGCCCCUCUCCCCCCAUGCAGUUCUCGGGGUUCCCUCAACCCCCUGGAGCAGAUUUGGGGAGGCUGUGGAGGUGUGCAGGGGGAAGUCCAAUUCAAAAUGUUGGUGCUGACCUUUAACACCCUAAAUGACCUCGGUCCAGUAUAUCUGAAGGAGCGUCUCCACUCCCAUCGUUCUGCCCAGACACUGAGGUCCAGCGCCGAGGGCCUUCUAGUGGUUCCCUCACUGAGAGAAACCAAGUUACAGGGAACCAGGCAGAGGGCCUUCUUGGUAGUGGCACCCGCCCUGUGGAACGCCCUCCCACUAGAUGUCAAAGAGAAAAACAACUACCAGACUUUUAGAAGACAUCUGAAGGCAGCCCUGUUUAGGGAAGCUUUUAAUGCUUAAUAGACUAUUGUACAGUGGUACCUUGGGUUACAUACGCUUCAGGUUACAGACUCUGCUAACCCAGAAAUAGGACCUUGGGUUAAGAACUUUGCUUCAGGAUGAGAACCGAAACAUGCUCCGGGGGCACGGCAGCAGCAGGAGGCCCCCAUUAGCUAAAGUGGUGCUUCAGGUUAAGAACAGUUUCAGGUUAAGAACGGACCUCCGGAACGAAUUAAGUACUUAACAUGAGGUACCACUGUAUUUUAAUAUUUUGUUGGAAGCUGCCCAGAGUGGCUGGGGAAACCCAGCCAGAUGGGCAGGGUAUAAAUAACAACUACUACUUCUUCUUUUUCUUCUUCUUCUUCUUCUUCUUCUUCUUCUUCUUCUUCUUCUUAUGCUACUCGGAAUCAUUGUGCUGGCUUCCGCUAGUGCAACUACGGCACCUGCCAAGCUAGCUGGGGCUGAUGGAAGUUGUAGUCCAAAACCUACAGAGGUCAUCAGGUUGGCGAAGGCUGGUCUGGCCCAAGCAUCAAAGGAAGGUGCAAGGCACGCUUCCUCAAACUCGGCCCUCCAGAUGUUUUGAGACUACAGUUCCCAUUAUCCCUGACCACUGGUCCUGCUAGCUAGGGAUCAUGGGAGUUGUAGGCCAAAAUCAUAUGGAGGGCCGAGUUUGAGGAAGCCUGGUGUAAGGAAACUGCUUUCCCUUGCCGAUGCACAACUGGGAGAGCACUGGUAGUCAAGUCUCUUUCUACCCACCUGACACCUGAAAUUGCAUACGAUGUUGGAUGUGGGGAGAGUGGGCAAGGUCUGGGGGAAAACAACCUCCUGGGCCAAACCUGAAUCCCUAACAGGCCGUACGUUCCCCACCUCUGCUGCAGAGUGUACCAUAUUCUUAAUUCUCUCUUCACCCCUCCAGUGAUCUACUACUAUUCCCUGGCUGUCGAGAUGUUCUUCAUUGGCAUAUUUGCCCAUUACUCUUUCCGAAGAGCCGAGCCGCAGAUGGACACUCAGCAGGUCACCCGCCAUCGAGCCUCUCAGACCGAGGGUCCCCGGUCUGGACGCUGCAGCCUGGGAGACGACGCGUCCAUGGAGGGAGCCAACCCAGGCUACCUGGGUGAGGAGUCUCUGUGUACCAUAGAGCACACUCCGCUGGACCGGUUUGAUUUCAUUGUGGGGGGGCCUGUGGAUGGCUGGGGGCCAGGCAUCCUGAGAACAGGGCCUCCACGGGCUGAGGGCCUGAAAGCCAGCUCCUCGCGCCAAAGUACUGGCGCAGAAUCACCGCCAGCUGGAAUCCAAAUCCAUGCCCAGGUGGCCAAACUGAAUGGUGAAGGGGUCACUGUUGUGUAG
Podarcis lilfordi (Lilford's wall lizard) is the source of this 8890-nucleotide messenger RNA. NCBI's taxonomy places the organism in Eukaryota, Metazoa, Chordata, Lepidosauria, Squamata, Lacertidae. The record is from the annotation of a GenBank genome assembly.